Mus pahari (shrew mouse) is the source of this 3699-nucleotide messenger RNA. It is a transcript of the gene Atcay, whose product is annotated as ATCAY kinesin light chain interacting caytaxin. Gene Ontology annotation, biological process: apoptotic process. The coding region runs from base 379 to 1497 and encodes 372 amino acids. The record is from RefSeq and is a predicted model, not a curated record. Lineage: Eukaryota; Metazoa; Chordata; Mammalia; Rodentia; Muridae. The transcript is spliced from 13 exons. Gene Ontology annotation, cellular component: cytoplasm.
GCACACAAAAGCAGCUUCCUCCACUAUCUGAGGGAAGACAGAGCCUCAGCCAUCAGAAAGGAAAAAGCCAGAGCCGCGGCAGGCCUGGGCUGCGAUGGCGGGGGAAACAGAGACUAAAGGGGGACAGGGGCGCUGCUACUAAACCACGGCGCCGCCUUCUACAGCUGGGCGGGACAGGUGUGCUGUGGCCACGUCGCCCUGGGUGACCUUCCUCGGAUGUGGACUUGGCCCUGAGCAUCCUUCCGCCAGGCCCCUCGCCUGGGUACCACCGAGAAAUGCCCGCCUUUGUGUCCAAGUGACAGCGCAGAGGCAGCCUCCGCCACCGAGAUCAUCUUCUGGGUCACCCAAGUUUCCAGACCGCUUCUCUUUCCAGCUCUCAUGGGGACCACAGAAGCUACACUAAGGAUGGAAAAUGUGGACGUGAGGGAUGAAUGGCAGGAUGAGGAUCUGCCCAGACCGCUCCCAGAAGACACCGGGGUGGAGCGGCUGGGUGGUGCAGUGGAAGACUCCUCCUCGCCUCCCUCCACCCUGAACUUGAGCGGAGCACAUCGAAAGAGAAAGACGCUGGUGGCCCCAGAGAUCAACAUCUCCCUGGACCAAAGCGAGGGCUCUCUGCUGUCCGACGACUUCCUCGACACCCCUGAUGACCUGGACAUCAAUGUGGACGACAUUGAGACGCCAGACGAAACUGACUCUUUGGAGUUCUUGGGAAAUGGCAAUGAACUUGAGUGGGAAGAUGACACCCCAGUGGCCACCACCAAAAACAUGCCUGGUGACAGUGCAGACCUGUUUGGGGACGGCUCUGCGGAAGACGGCAGUGCGGCCAAUGGUCGUCUGUGGCGGACUGUCAUCAUCGGGGAGCAAGAGCAUCGCAUCGACCUGCAUAUGAUCAGGCCCUACAUGAAGGUGGUCACCCACGGAGGAUACUAUGGGGAAGGUCUCAACGCCAUCAUCGUGUUUGCAGCCUGCUUCCUGCCAGAUAGCAGCUCCCCAGAUUAUCACUACAUCAUGGAGAAUCUCUUCCUGUACGUCAUCAGCAGCCUAGAACUGCUUGUGGCUGAGGACUACAUGAUCGUGUAUCUGAAUGGCGCCACACCCCGGAGGAGGAUGCCCGGCAUUGGCUGGCUGAAGAAGUGUUACCAUAUGAUUGACAGGAGACUGAGGAAGAAUCUAAAGUCCCUGAUCAUCGUCCACCCCUCCUGGUUCAUCCGCACUGUGUUGGCCAUCUCCCGGCCCUUCAUCAGUGUCAAGUUCAUCAGUAAAAUCCAGUACGUGCACAGCCUGGAGGAGCUGGAGCGACUCAUUCCCAUGGAACAUGUGCAGCUGCCAGACUGUGUCCUGCAAUAUGAAGAGCAGAGACUCCGAGCCAAGAGGGAGAGCACACGGCCACCACAGCCGGAGUUCCUCCUUCCCAGGUCAGAAGAAAAGCCAGAGACUAUAGAAGAAGAGGACAGGGCAGCGGAGGCAGCAGAGGACCAGGAAACUAGCAUGUCCUGAUUUACCCAGAACCUAGACAUGGACAGAGAUUAUUCCCGACAUCAUGUAACCCUCAUCCGAAGUCCUGGGAGCCCCGCCUUCAUCGAGCCUCCACCGCCCGAGGACGCCUGGCUCCACCAUGUCCCCUGUACCCGGGUCCUCUCACUGCUUGAGUACAUUUCACUGUUUUAUUUUGAAGAAGGCAGUAUGAGCACAUCUCGGAAUGGAGCAGUUCUUGACCCUUUCACAGUCUGGGCUUGUGGAUGACAAAGGUGGACGUGGGCAAUGCCACCCAUGGUUACUCUUCCAGGCCUUGGCAUCCCCAAGAUGCCCUUCUCUGUCCCAGCUAGGAUAACACAGAUGUACAUUUUGGGCUGACCCAAUGAAAGACCCUUUGCUCGGUUGCCACCUGCCCCUAGCUGGAGCCUCAGAUGCCUGGUGGCCCUGGCUGCAGCUGCAUCUGCUUCUCUGUGGAAUGUGACCCACUGUCCCCGCUCCCUGUCACCCCAGGCAGGGUUGUGACUGCUGACCUCACAUCUCCACCUGACAUGCCCUAUUUUGCCAUUUGACUGUCUUUGAGGGCCUUCAAGCCUAUUGCACACGUACUGAUCAGCCUGGUGGUCGACAACCCCUCCCCAACAUUUUUGAGCUCCUUUAAAGUAGAUGUGACUCCAGAUGUUAACUGACACCUCAUUCCGAGGGAAGAAGUUGUAUCCACUUUCCUGUCCCCUGCCUAGGCCAGACUCAGACUCUGUGUCAUCAAGCAGGAGACAUUUGAUAUCUGAGAGGAAAGGUGAAGAUUCAGGGCUGUGGGUGCCAGAAGAUCUGGGGGACCCCCAGGACAGUAUAUUCCAGUGGGUGGGAUGCUGUGGCCACCUGAUCUCCAAGCUAGGCUCAAAGCACACGUCUGCCUGAGAUGACUAGAUAGUCUAAGCUAAUGAGUGUGCUGAGCCUCCUGUCCCUGGGGACACAUAAGGCCAGAUGACAUUUGCAGGGAGGAGUCUCCCUGUGGUUCCUUAAAGACUUGAGUAUCUCUGUGUUAAGAAAUCUUAGCACUGCACAAUGGUGGCAUAUGCCUUUAAUUUCAGCACUCAAGAGGCAGGGGGAUUUCUGUGAGUUCCAAGAUAGCAAGGGCUACAUAGUGAGACCCUGUCUAGGAAAAAAGAGAAGGAGAGAGAAAGAGACAGAGACAGAGAGACACCUCUGUCCUCUGUGCCUCUCCUCCAAAGGUAGUUUCUAUCCACCCCACUGUGAGGUGUCCCCUCUGACAUGUUUCUUGCUUCUCGGCCUCUGAUGGCCACAGGACAGCAGCUUCCAGAGUAUCCUGCCAACAACACCCAUGGAUCUGAGCUCUGCAGGAAACACACCACACUUGGAGGGGACCUGAGAGUAGAGCAGCGCAGUGCUUUUUGUUUUGUUUUGAGAUAAGAUCUUGCUAGGAGGACGAACCUGGCCUCAAACUCCUGACCCUCCUGCCUCAGCCUCCUGAGAGCUGAGAUGGCAGGUGUGUGACCCCCAGGCUGGGCUGGUGGCUUGUAAGUUGUCUUUAUCCAGCAUCAGAAGAUGAGAACCAAGAUGGUGCCUGGGGCCAGGUCCACAGACAGCACAGCCCCUUUUUGGCUUUUUGGAAACAGAUUCCUGGAGGCUUUUCCUGACUAGGCGGCUGCUGGUGACAGCCAAGGCCUAUGGGGUGAGAGGGUCUCUGUGUCUGGAAUGGAUGGAUGAACACAACCCUGCUGUCCCCAAAGGUCUAAGGUCCUGCCCCCAAGCCCAGGAACUCCAGUGGGGGGCCACCUGCUCCAUCCACCUCCUUGCUGCCGUGGCGUGCCCACCGCCCCUUUGGAAUCACCAGCACCCACUGAUACAGGCAAGCAGAACCCACCAGGGCCACUGAAGACCCCCCAAAACAGGAGACCCUGAAGGGCUUAAUAUCCUAGCCCACACCUGGGACCACCACCCCAGGUACCGGGAGACAGGCAAGACACGGAGGUCCAGCAGCCUCAUGGGGAAGGGCUGUUCCAUUUCUUUACUGAGACAUCCAGGAUCCAUUUGGCAAGUGGCCCAGAGCAACAGUGCCCACCGCCCACCAGCAAAUUGUGCAGUUAUAAACACAGAGACGGUGGGGACGGUCCCUGUAGUGACAUAAGGUCUGGGGAGCCUGGGGUGGGGAUUUUUAUGUGAAAUAAAUAAAUUAUAAUGCAAAGGGAAGAGUGAGCAUCUCUG